AAUAAAAUGUCCACGGAUCGCAUACAUACACGCAUACAUCAUAAUUUCGUAGAAAUAAUAUCGGAUUUCUUUCUAUGAACACAAAAAUCUGGCGUUGUUUUACAAAUAUGCUAAAAGCAGCGACAUUCACGGUUUCGUAAAUUUAUCCUUCAAGUUAUCAAGUUUACCACGAUAACGAUUAGGAAUAAACGGUUUAUCGAAAAUUUGUGUAUAUUGAAAUUUAUUGGCAGUGGUAGCCGUAUCGCACGAAGGACAGGAGUGGGGGAAACAUAGCUGAUUAUACUUUCCAUGGUUUAUACACCAGUUCUGUAGUCUCAUUUAGCCUUGUAACAGUGGCUGAGACCGGUUGUGGAUACUGUUUGUUUAAUAACUAGAAUUUUCAUUAUUAAACCACAAUGUCUCUUGUAGAACAAUUUGAGAAAGCUGCGGAAGAAGUGAAAGAACUGAGUUCUCAACCUUCGGACGCUGAUCUACUCGAGCUUUAUUCAUUGUUUAAACAAGCAACUGUUGGCGACUGUAACACAGCAAGGCCAGGCAUGCUAGAUUUCAAAGGCAAAGCGAAAUGGGAUGCUUGGGAUCGUAUAAAGGGCAUGAAUCAAGAUUCUGCUAAGGAGAAAUACGUUCAAAAGGUGAAACAGUUGGUAUCUUCCAUUGGAAAGAAGUAACGUCUUCAAGGAUACAUUGUAUAAAACUUACUUAUCAACUUCCAUAACUUUUAUACUCUUAUCAAUGCGGAUGUACUAUUUUUUUGUUCAACUUUUUGUAUAGCAGGGUGGAAGACGUUUUAGAUACUUUAUAUAGAGUUAUUUAGCUUAGUUGUUUCUGAAAUAAUUUGUUACUUCAAAAGUAAUCGUUAUCUCGUGUUGACGAUUAUAAUUGAAAAGUUUAUACGGCCACAGGAAUUGAUAAGUCAGAAAUCGAUGAAUUAAUUCAAGAUUAUUAUUUAUCCUGGUAGCUGGAUUUAUUUCGCUAUCAAUGAUUCGUUAUUUACAACGCCGAUACUAAGCCAGCGUGUUCUCUUUACACAACGAGACGUGACUGUUACGUACAUAAUUCUUUAGAGUACAUCAAUAACGUUUAUCAAUACCUUCUCAAGGCGCAUAAUGUUAAAAGUAUUAAGAAGAAACGAAAGAAAGAAUUCUUUUUUUUUAAAGAAAACUUUUACACCUUUUGCUUAAUCUGUUUAUAUAAUUACAAUUAUUCAGAUGAAUCCAUUUAUGUAUGGAUUUGUAACUUCAUUGACCUCUCUCUGAAUAAAACAUAAGAAAUAAAUAAAUGUUACUUUGAUACAACAGAAUGUUGGUUCUAAAAGAAAAACACAUCCCAUCUAAAAGAAAUACUGUCUAUGAUGAAUGAAAAGUAUCGAUGAGAAACAUGUGGUGAAUGGAAUCAACAAAAAAAGUUUAUGAUAUUUUAUAGUAUAUUAAUUAAUGUAUUUUCUCCACGUAAGUAUGACAUUUCUUCCUUAUCAUUAUAUACACAUACGCAAGAAACUAACUAAGAAAAAAACAAAUAGGAUUACGACACUUAAAAUUUUUUCAGGGGGUAGACAAUUCCUGGAACAGAAACAUCUAACCCAAAUUACAGUUCGACUAAAGAGGAACAGAUUAUUUUCAACAUGAUCAUUUUCAAAAGAAAAUUAGAAAAAAAUAUUUGUAUUAAUUAAUUAUGAACGUGGUCGUAAUACAAUUUUUACCCUCCGAGGUUAAUGGUUAUGGCUGUAAGAGUUAAACGUGUCCCUAAAUAAAUUUAUAUAUCAAUGCGAGAGAAGCACAUCCACGUGUGUAUCUUAUUCGCAGAAACAUUUAUAUGUAAUUAGAGCGUAUCGCACGUUAAACUCGUUAAAAUCAGUCGUAGCAUUUCAUUUUUUUUUUUCUUUUCACUUUUCAUAUUCUCGCGACUUACAUACGAGUAAAAAUCUAAUUAAUUAUAACUUACGAGAUAUUAUGAAUUAUAAUCCGCUAAGAAACUAAGGAUAAGCGAAACUUACCGUGGAUAAUUAUAAACGUUAACACGCCAGAUUUUGAAACUAAAAGUGACGCGUCUAGUAAAAACGCAAGAGAAUGUGUGAAUGAAAAUUUCUCUAUUAUCAUUUUCUUUUACGAAUGAAAAAAUUCGAAUAAGAAUGUUCAGUAGAAUUCCUUACAACAGGCUACUUUGCAAAGAAUUUAUUCAUUGUUUUAAGAGACAGAGAUAUGAUCGGUGAAUGCUAAUCGGUCAACUUUAUAUACCGAUCGUAUUCGAACAGCAAAAAAUAACAACAUGUUAUCUGACAAAAUUUACAUCUGAUUAAUGGUCAUGUAUAUGUAUGCGUGUAUGUAUGCAGGUGUAUCUGAUCCAAAAGAAACGAAGAGACCAAAGAAUAAAAGAAAAUUUAAAAAAAAAAAAAAAAAAAAUAAA
Osmia bicornis bicornis is the source of this 2400-nucleotide messenger RNA. RefSeq names its product acyl-CoA-binding protein-like (gene Acbp1). Gene Ontology annotation, molecular function: fatty-acyl-CoA binding. Bases 396 to 665 code for a protein of 89 amino acids. The transcript has 4 exons. NCBI's taxonomy places the organism in Eukaryota, Metazoa, Arthropoda, Insecta, Hymenoptera, Megachilidae. The record is from RefSeq and is a predicted model, not a curated record. Gene Ontology annotation, biological process: fatty acid metabolic process.